This is a messenger RNA of Anolis carolinensis (green anole), 1814 nucleotides long. Its product is annotated as serpin B4. The record is from RefSeq and is a predicted model, not a curated record. Gene Ontology annotation, biological process: negative regulation of endopeptidase activity. Bases 469 to 1719 code for a protein of 416 amino acids. Gene Ontology annotation, molecular function: serine-type endopeptidase inhibitor activity. NCBI's taxonomy places the organism in Eukaryota, Metazoa, Chordata, Lepidosauria, Squamata, Anolidae. The transcript has 7 exons.
UUGGAGGUGUCUACGGACAACGCCAGCUCUUCGGCUUAGAAAUAGAGAUGAGCACCAACCCCCAGAGUCGGUCACGACUGGACUUAACGUCAGGGGGAAACCUUUAAUGCCUUGAAUAUAUUGGUCUUCAAUCCCUUGAUAUACGACCCAUUCAAACAGCCUAGCAAAGUAAUUAUGAAUUAACAAUUAGAAAAAUGACUGCAUAAGACAUAGAGAAAGAGGGUGGGGUGUACAUUGGAGCAAGCUUAGAAGAGCUCACUCUGGCACUUGAGUUUAUUCUAGAUCACCAAACUAGAGUGAAUGGGAACUAAGAGCCAAUGGGAAUGCAGGAUAUAGCCAUCAUUGCCUCACUAGAAACCCCACUGCAGCCAAUAAACCUCUCCCACUUGGAAGAAGGCCCUGGGGAAGAAAUUUACAAUGACAGUGGUUACAGCAUAAGACAGCUUCUCAUAAUCCUGAAACUGUAACAUGGCGGUGUAUUACGUUGUUGUGUUUCUCUUAUUGUCACAGGUAUCUUUAGUUACAACCAUGGGAACCCUCACUGAUGCAAACACUGCAUUUGCUGUGGAACUUCUGAAAAUACUGUUGAAAAACAAUCAGGAGGGAAACAUCUUCUGUUCCCCACUGAGUAUCUCCGCAGCUCUGAGCAUGGUCCUUCUGGGUGCCAGAGGGAACACUGCUAAACAGAUGGAAAAGGUUCUUCACUUCACUGAGAUCACUGGAUCUGGAAGUUCUAAGAAUGCUCCUGUUACUGGAGCACAGUGUGACACCUCUGGAGGACCUCAUGAACAAUUCAAGGCACUCUUAUCUGCCAUCAACCAGCCUACCAAAGAUUAUGCUCUGAGUACUGCCAACAGACUGUAUGGAUCAAACAGUUAUGAGUUUUUGCAGCAAUACUUACAUUCCACGAAGGAGCUCUACCAUGCUGAGUUGGAAAGAGUUGACUUUAGGAAUGCAACAGAAGAAGUUAGAAAGAAGAUUAAUUCUUGGGUUGAAGGCCAGACAAAUGGUAAAAUCAAGGAUCUUUUUGCUAGUGGGAGUAUUUCCCAAGAUGCUGUCUUGAUCUUAGUGAAUGCCAUAUACUUCAAAGGAAAGUGGAAGAUGCAAUUUGACCCAAAGAAUACACAUGAAGCACCAUUUUGGACUAGCAAGAAUCAGAGUAAACAAGUGCAGAUGAUGUUCCUGAAAGAUGAAUUUAAUCUGGCUGAAAUAAAAAACCCACCUUUGCAAGUCCUUGAGCUUCCUUAUGAUCAGGAUGAACUAAGUAUGCUCAUUCUUCUGCCAGAUAACAAAGAAUCUCCAGACCAGCUUGAAAAAGAACUCACGUAUGUGAAGCUGAAAGAAUGGACCAGUACAGCAAAUAUGAAGAAACAAAAAAUGAGAGUUUUCAUACCAAAGUUUAAACUGGAAUUAAAAUAUGAACUCGUACCAAUUUUAGAAGCCAUGGGAAUGACUGAUGUGUUUCUACAGGGAAAGGCUGACUUAUCAGGAAUGUCAAAAAGCCAGGAUCGUAAUCUGGUUGUGUCCAAAGUCAUUCAUAAAGCUUAUGUAGAUGUUAAUGAAGAGGGCACAGAAGCAGCUGCUGCUACUGGUGUAGAAGUGGUUCCACUGAGUGCAGAAUUUCUUCCAGAGUUUAGAGCUGAUCGUUCCUUCAUUUUUCUCAUAAGGCAUAAUAAAACCAAGAGCAUCCUUUUUAGUGGCAGAUAUUCCUCACCAUGAUGAUCACCAGAUGCUGAAAUCACAACAAGCAACUUUAUUUUGGUGCACUGAAAAUGUUAAGAGUUCUGAGAAAAAUAAAUAUACUCCAAAAGCAA